Messenger RNA from Procambarus clarkii (red swamp crayfish), 6627 nucleotides. RefSeq lists its product as uncharacterized. Gene Ontology annotation, cellular component: sno(s)RNA-containing ribonucleoprotein complex. Gene Ontology annotation, biological process: pseudouridine synthesis; ribosome biogenesis; box H/ACA snoRNP assembly. NCBI's taxonomy places the organism in Eukaryota, Metazoa, Arthropoda, Malacostraca, Decapoda, Cambaridae. Gene Ontology annotation, molecular function: RNA binding. The record is from RefSeq and is a predicted model, not a curated record.
AUAAAUAAAUAAAUAAAUAAAUAAAUAAAUAAAUAAAUAAAUAAAUGAAUAAAUGAAUAAAUGAAUACGUCAUUAUUAUAAAUGCUAGAAGGCUUUGGGUAGCUUGGGUAGUCUUGGGUAAUUGUACAGAUCGCUGAAAAAGUUCACGCAGUGAGUAAAUCCGCCUCAUGCAUUAGUUAUCUCUAGGAAAUUUAAUGUAUAAAUCUUAAUAUAUAAUUAAAAUUUGUAAAGUGUAAAGUAGAAAUCGUGGUAAUUAUUUCUAUAUAUAAUGCAAUAAAUACUAAUUAAUGUGUGUGUUAAUAAAGAAGAUUUAUAUUAUAGCGUAGUGAAAUAGAGUUGUUUACGUUGGGUUGGGAUCCACUCACCGAGAGCCAGCAGCGUGUACCUCAUACUACCACAAAAGCUGCAAUUGCUGUAGGCGCCUAAACCCUACAACGACAGCAAGUCACCAUUAACAGGACGAGGGCCACUAUUCCAUAAACCAGGACCUCCAAGUGUACUAAGAGAUGGGUAUUGUAAAGAUGGAUGCAACAUCAGGGAGCUCCUCCUUGGACCCAGCUCAUCACACGAUAUGCUCCCAGCAUGCCGAUACCUCACCUUCAAACAUUACCUCAGACUCCAUUACCACCAAAAUUACUGAUGUUGUCUUUGUUGCCACCAAUGAAGCUGUGAUGGUACCUAAUGCAGUCAUUACAGACCAGGUUUUGGACACCAUGCAUAAGAUCAAUAAUAUAUCAUGCUUGGCUUCAGAUAUCACAACUGCAAGCACCACCUCAAAUAAAGAUACUUUGAGUGUAACUGUAGCUAACACAGUCACAGCCAAAGCUACCUCAGAUGCUUCAAAUACAGCUAGUAAUAAAUUAACCAUUAUACGUUCAGAUAUCACUGACAAAUUCUCAGGCAUUACUAGUACCCAGAGUAUAAUCAUGGAUGCCAUGGAUAUAGAAGACUCCUUUACAUAUGCAGCCCAAGCUACCACUGACAUAUCUCAAGCCACCACACAACCUGAAGCCGACAGAAGCACACACCAAGCUACCAUGGACACACACAAAGUCAUUGUGGACAUGCACCAAACCACAGUGGACAUGCACCAAGCUACUGUGGACACCCAUCAAGCUGCCAUGGACACACACCAAGCCACCACUGACACACACCAAGCCACUGUGAACAUGCACCAAGCCAUCGUGGACACACACCAAGCCACCACUGACACACACCAAGCCACUGUGAACAUGCACCAAGCUACUGAGGACACACAUCAAGCUGCUGUUAACACACACCAAGCUGCCAUGGACACACACCAAGCCACCAAGGACACACACCAAACCACUGUGGACAUGCACCAAGCCAUCGUGGACACACACCAAGCUACUGCACACACACAUCAAGGUGCUGUUAACACACACCAAGCUACCACGGACACACACCAAGCCGCUGUAGACACACACCAAGCUACUGCACACACACAUCAAGGUGCUGUUAACACACACCAAGCUACCACGGACACACACCAAGCCGCUGUAGACACACACCAAGCCACUGUGGAUGCACCCAAAACCACUGUGGAUGCACACCAAGCUAUCACGGACACACAUCAUGCUACAGUGGACACAACCCAAGCUGCCAUGGGCAUGAUCCAAGCCACCGCAGGCACAACCCAAGCUGCCACAGACACGACCCAAACCACUAUCGUCUCGGUUAUAAUACCUAUUAAUACAACUUCUAUUACAGCAGCUUCAAUCACUGCUGAAACUUUCACAGCUACAAAGCAUACGGUGUCACACCAGAGAGACAAAGUUGCAGUAGUAAGAGAGAGAGCUCAUGCAAACACAGCACCAGUAAUCGUACCAUCAAUUGGAUCAGCAGCAUCAACAGUACCAGUAAUCACAGACAAAGAAAUAACAGUAAACAAAGCAUCACAACCAACACAUCCUAGACCAGUAAUGGGAGAAAAAACUUACUCGGCUUCAAUGAGCCCUCAGAUUGUAGCUGGUGUGUCCAUACCACUGUCCCCUAUUAAUAUUCAGCACACACUACAAACUAAUUGUACUCCAAUGGAAGAUGAUAAUGCAGUCGAGUGUCUCCGAUCUUCAACUUCUAAGGAAAGAAUAACCUCGACAAGUAAUGCAUUGUCACUUUUAACUUGCUAUGGAAUGUCUGACAGUGAAGAUGACUGUGAUGUGGAUGAUAACAUGGAAACAAAUUGUGAUAAUGUUGCAAAUGAAGUUGAGACCAUUGAAACAGCAGUGAAUGUUGCUUCAAAUGCAUCUUUUGAGUUUCCAUUUGAAAAUACAGUCCCAACACUCAACCAGCAGGCCCUUCCAAAAGUAAAUGGUGAUGACUGUACCAUAGUAGGUGUAAUGGAGCAAAAUAUUAAUUGUAGAACUGAAACAAUUAAUAGUGGAAGUGAGACAUCAGAACUUUGUAUCACCGAGCCUAGCAGCUACAGAUAUGUAAUAGAUGUUGGAAGUGAUUCUGAAGACUCGGAAAAUGACUCGUCAUUGUCAUCAUCAUCAUCGUCAUUGUCAUCAUCUUCAUCAGAGAGUGAUAGUUCUUCAGAUGAGAGUGAAGAAAGUCCAAUAGACUUCAAAAGGGAAAAAAUUACUUUAGAUAAAGAGAAAUGUGAGUUGCAGAAGAAGCGUUCAUCUAGGCGUAAGCUGCUUACAACAGGAGAACUUCUCAUAGAGGACCUUCCACCAAUUGAUGACUUGCACAUAUCUGUUCCUGAGGAAAAGGCCAAACCUAUUGGAUUAAUAUUGAACAUUGUGGAGCAGCAAGUGGUAGUGGCAGCCUUUACAAACAUACCACCCAUUGAUUUGGAUACAGUGCUCUUCCUGGAUCAUGGCCAGAGAACGCUUGGACACGUAUUUGAUGUUUUUGGUCCUGUCCAGGAACCAUUUUAUGUGGUGCGUUUUAAUUCUGCUGAGCAUGUGAAAGACCAGAAGAUUGAAAAGGGAGAUCUUGUCUAUUUUGCACCGAGCACAGAGCACACCAACUAUGUUCUUGUUAAUGAUCUAAUGAGGAUGAAGGGUACAGAUGCCUCUGGCUUGGCAGGUAAUGAACUGCCAGCUUCUGAAGUCCAAGAUUUCUCAGAUGAUGAAGAAGAGGUAACAAUAUUGAGAGGGGAUAAGCAAAACCAGUACACAUCUUCGACAAACGAAUUUCAGCCACAGACAAAACGUUGUCGAGGGCAAGCUCAUGUUCAGUUUCAUGGCCGUGAAUUCAGGAAUGAAAAUGGCAAUGUUAAUCCAUUUCGUCGGCGAAUUAUGGUUUCCAGAGCUCCCACCAGGUUUGGCCACCCAUCCACAAUGCACCCAAGAUUUGGACCACAUCGUUCUUCUCUUUUUCCCAUUACUCGCCCUGAUUACAAUCAGUGUUCUCCUAACUUUCAACAAGCCCAAAGAAGGCCUCAGAAUCCUGGGGCAUUUGAACCAAGAUCAUUUUCCAACUUGCAGAACCAGGUACAAGUGGCUGGUAAUCAAGGCAUGUCUGUGAUCUCUAAUAAAGUUCACGGAUAUCACAACGGUCCUCCCCCUGACACAGCUGCUUGGCCCCAGUCACCACAUUACCGGUUUGGAGGACCUCCGCAAUUUAACAGUCCCAGUGAACACUUUCUACAUGGACUUUCAGGACUUCCAUGCCCUCCACCCUCCUCUUUAGACAAUUCAUUUAAUCUUGGAAGCCCACUUAGAUGUUAUGAUGAAGUAAUGCAAUCGUCUGAAGUUGAAUGUGUCGGUGAUUUAAACAGAGGGUGGUACGCUCAACAUGACGUGACACAUCCUAUGCCACUGUCUUCAGAACAAUACACACCAUCUGCUUUGGCACACAGUAAAGUGCCACCUCCUCCACCAGACAACUUGUUUCAAACAUACCAAAAUAUGUCGCUGCCACAUAUCAUGCAACGAUCACAUGGUAUGCCACCACCACCACCACCACCACCCUCACCACAAAGUAUGCCACCACCGCCACCACCACCACCACACAGUAUGCCACCACCACCUCUACCACACAGUAUGCCACCACCACCUCCACCACACAGUAUGCCACCACCACCACCACCUCCAUCACACAGUAUGCCACCACCACCUCCACCACACAGUAUGCAACGACCUCCAUCACACAGUAUGCCACCACCACCACCUCCAUCACAUAGUAUGCCACCACCAUCACACAGUAUGCCACCACCACCACACAGUAUGCUGCCAUCAUCGCAUAGUGUGCCCCCGCCAAAUCCACCUUCACCGCACAGUAUAACCCCUCCAUCACAUAAUAUGAAUCCACCACACAGUAUGUCACAAUUACCUCUAUCACUUUACAGUAUGACACCACCACAUAACAUGCCACCUCCAUCCCUAGUACAUCACUUGUCAUCAUCACACCAUCAAUCACCUACACCACCACUUCAUGUGCAAUUUGAUAUCACCCGAGCUCCACCCCCUAUGCCUCCUGCAAGCUUUUAACUAAAUGAUAGUAUUCGUUAGGGCUGAGCAUGUAGAUUAACAAUUUCUCCCUUAUUUGAAUUUUGUGGAUCUACUUGUCGGGGGGUCCUGCUGCCUGGGUAACAGCUUCUCCUCCUUAUCAACCUACCCAGGCUUUACGCCCUGGAGAGGUCACUCCAGACCGACAACCAGAGCGCAACACCAUAGUCUCCUGAGAUUGAUGGCUACCUACUACUACUACUUGACGUUACUGAUUACACUUUGGUUUCCAGUUGUUGGACAGAAAAGUUGUUAUCCAGAUCCCCCUUAGGGCCAACAACCGAGCUUUCCCAGGAUACAACCCACAACAUUUGUUUAACUUCCAGGAACCUUCUUAUUGUUAGGUAAACAGAGGCAUCAGGUGUUUAAAAUUUAGAAUUGCUGUUUACUGUUGGACAGAUCCCGAUGCAAAUCACGUGGCAUUUCCAAUUGCUUGAACUACUUAAGAAAUAUGUCCGAAUAAAUUCUUCUCUGGAGAGCCCCUUGGUGUGUUCCUGUUUACAGCAAUCUCACUGGGAUUGCUGUACACUACAUGCUAUAUCUCUCGCAAGAGUUCUGUUUGGCUUACUGGGAACCAGAACCAGAACCUGGCCUCCUCACAAAGGUGCAGAGAGCAAAUGACAUUCUGCCAUCUCGCUGGCAAAGCAUCCAGAAAAAUCAAUGAGGCUUGACAGACAACAGCUGGGUUCACAAAACUAAGAGCUUUGAAAUUGCCAAGCAAUUCCACAGACAAAUAAACCAAAGCAAAACAAUACAUUUGAAGCUAGUUCGAGCUCUUUAGAACUGGUCACCACUACAAGGUGGCCUGGAAGUCAGUCCUCUGCCAGCUUGCCACUCAGUUGUAUUGCUGAUGUGUUGCUGUGUGCAACACAGUAGUGCUCCUUGGUUGCCAUCUCUUUCAGUGGGUCCCAGUGUUUCUGAGCUAAGUGCUGGCCAUCCUAGAACUUGUUCUGUGGGGGUCAUUGCUUGUAUAUCCUUUGAAUAUUGAUUAACUUCAAGGCAUGUUUUUGUUUUUAUCUAUUGUUGUUGUGUGGACUUGACUUUUUGUACUUUGAACUGCAUGCAUCCAACAGUUACUUUCAUGGGUGUUCAUUUAGUGCUGCUCUUGAAAUAACUAGAAUGACUUCUCUUGUGUGUUUGGGAGUUCCCUUUCAAGGCCCGGCCACCAGGGUGGAAUGCCUUACCCCGGGUAAUUCAAGAGUAAUUUGACUCCUCCGUGUAGGCUCUUGGUUGGGGGCAUUCAAGUCAGUAGUGUUGGGGUUCACUUGGGGUUCAUGUAUUUUGUUUAUAUAGCAUGCUGCAGUCGCCAUUUGUAGUCUUAGUUCAUUAUGCUGUUUUUGGUUCCUGUUCUUUUGGUAUUUGGAGCCGGUCGGCCGAGCGAACAGCACACUGGACUUGUGAUCCUGUGGUCCUGGGUUCGAUCCCAGGCGCCGGCGAGAAACAAUGGGCAAAAGUUUCUUUCACCCUAUGCCCCUGUUACCUAGCAGUAAAAAUUAUGCAUAAACAAGAGCUCGUCAAGUUUGCCCAUUCCAUUUGCAAAUUUGAAGGGCAUUUGUCAUCUUUGCUAUGUGGCGAUGAUAAUCCUUUCUGCCUUCACCAUGCUACCAGUUGGGUCAGUGAUGCUUACGACCCCGAAUCCUGUGAGGUUUGUUCCCCCACAACUUCUGAUCCUGCUUCUGAAGUGGAAGCAUUUUAGGCAGCUGCUGCUGCUUACAGGCUUUGUUUGCCUGGGUUCAGUAAUUACCUAAGUGUAGUUACAGAAUGAGCGCUAUGCUCGUGGUGUCCCGUCUUCCCAGCACUAGUUAUACAUUAAAAUUAAAGACAUACGACGCUCUGAAAUUACUGACAGUUUUGGCCUCCACCACCACCUCACCUAACUUGUUCCAACUAUCUACCACUCUGAUUGCGAAAGUUAAUUUUCUUAUAUUCCUUCGGCAGCUUUGUUUACUUAGUUUAAAUCUAUGACCUCUUGUUCUUGAAGUUCCAGGUCUCAGGAAUUCAUCCCUAUUAAUAAUUUUAUCGAUUCUCGUUACUAUUUUGUACGUAGUGAUCAUAUCACCUGUUUUUCUUCUAUCUUUUAGUUUGGCAUUUUUAAUGCCUCUAACCUCUCCUCGUAGUUCUUGUCCUUCAGUUCUGGAAGCCAUUAAGU